CAUUAUUAAUCAGUUAUAAAAUAUAUUGCGAUUUUCAAAACAAUUCAGAUUAUCACCACUAUCCCUUUUUUAAUACCACAGUAAGUGAUUAUUACCAUUAUCAGAAAGUAAUCAACAACAGGGUGGUAACAGUAACACCCUUUUGUUUUUCCUAUAACAGGAUGUCCUGAAGUGUUUUAUUCCUCUUAUACCACAGCAAUUUGUCAGUGAUUCAAUUUUUUUUAAUUAAAGAACAACGCACCAUACAUUUUUAUCAGUUUAUAGUUACAUUGAAUGUUGUGGAACGAGGCAGAUUAGUUCCUGUUAUCAUUUACGUUAUAACAGAAUGUUCACACUAUAACAUUUACAUUAUAAUGCUUCCUCACAUGGACACACAUUGUCCUGGCAAAGCCCUCUCUCUUGAAGAUUUUUCUUUGGCAGAAAAGUUGCUGUUAUAAAGCACUGACACUGGGGAUUCCUUCCAAAAGUGUUACAUAAAUGUCUUCUUUCAGAAAGCUUCACAAUAUCAAAGUUUUCCAUUAUUAAAAAUGCAGUGCAUUUUUUAAUCCGUUUAUUAUUUAGCUUAGAUCACGUAGACCAUCCGACAUACUUCGUGAGUAAGUGGUUGCUAUAGAAACGAUAACGUAUUAGAAAGAGUGUAUUAAUUUAAACCUGUGAUUUGCAUUAUAGCCGGAAACUAUUGUCAGGGCUGCUGUUAUAGAAAAUUAACAAACAUCUUCUGACCAUUCAGAAUUGAGAAUUCAACGGCACUGUGAUCAGAAAGCUACUGCUAGCUACCUACUGUAUGUUAUUAUAGUUAUUGUUUAGUUACUUAUUAGUAGCUCACUAAUACUAUCAACUUGAACAUAACUGCAGUUUGAAUAAAAAGUUCCAGUGUGUUUCAUUUGUCUUGUAAAAACCCUGAGGGAGCUCUCAGCUCACACAGACACACUGUAGCAGGAGAGAAGAGUACACACACAGCACCCGUAUAGAUGUCCUUCCUGUUAUCGCUUUUCCGUCAGUGCCCAGUUCCCCUCUCUCCUCUUAAUUAUAGAGCUUCUAAAAGCAGCGCCAGGCUCGGCACGCUAAAUAAAGCCCAACGCCAGGAGAGCCUUCAGUCGAGUGGCUCAAACGAUGCUUAAUGGUGAAGUGUUUUGGGACCUGUGUGGUCGUGCUUCAUCAUGAACACACACACACACACACACACACACACAAACACACACACACACAGUCAUGUAUUACUAUCAUUGUGGGGGUAUUUCCAUAGCUUUGUGUAUCACUGUAGCAAAAAGAAUACCGUGCCUAUGCCUAACCUUAAAGAGGUUUUUGUGCCCAAAGUGCCGAAACCGACAUGGACUCCUAUUGUAUUGAGGCCCCCACAAAUACACACACACACACACACGCACACACAGCCCUGUCCCCCCACCCUGCCAUGCCUACUUUCUAAAAUAGCCAGUGUCAUUGUUGGGAGACAAUGAGCUCACUUCAUCUGGGUUCGUGUUGUCAUUAGCAUAAGUGAUUGCAUGCACUUGACCCAAUUGCAGGAUGGUGUGUGUUUGGUGUGUUUAGUGUAAUGUGUAUGAGUGUGUGUCUGUGUGUGUGAGCGGCGUGGUGAGCGUGCCAUGGCCAGAAGACACCAGAAAGAAUUUAUAUGUUUUAAUGACAGUUGUGACCUCGUAAGGACACUUGGCUCAUCCCUGUAAUGAAGAGUACUUUUUUGUUACAAGACAAAAGUAGCUUUUAUUUAAAAAAACAAGGUUAGGGUUAGGUUUAAGGUUAGGGUUAGGUUUAAGGUUAGGGUUAUGUGCAGCAUUAUGUAGUAAAGGUGUGAACCUCAGGCUUCUACACAAUAUGAUACGGUUUCGAUUCUUAAAUGAAUGAUUCGAUAUUUGACAACAUGCCUGAAUCUGCUAUGAUACGAUUUGAUUCAUAAAUGCAUGAUUCGAUAAUUGACAGUGAUAAUUUUUACACACCAGUUGUUUGUUCUUUUAUGGUAUUAUUAUUUCUUUCAUUGCCUUUUAAAUCAACGCAUCGAUCUGACUCGUCAGAGGAAGUGUAAGGUACCUAACAACGAAACCACUGUGUGUGUGUGUGUGUGUGUUGCAUGAGAUACUUUCACCUCUGGCUAGCAAAGUGAAGUGGAAGAGAGAGAAGAAAUACUGAGAGACACUAAUGACUGUUCACCACAAGUGCUUUGCAACCACAAAACUUUGGCCAACAGAGUCACAAAAAUAGCAGCGUGUAUUAGUAGUGUAAAGAAUUCCUGUUUCAGAGCAGUGCACCCGACUCACUGUUUAUCAUACGGCUGUGACAAAUCAUCAAUAGUGUGUGAUAGGUUCAAACAAACAAAUAAAUAAAUAAAUAAAUAAAUCAAAAUCUGGAUUCUCUGUAUAUGUGUGAUAACAAACAGGAGGUGUGGCCUCUGGCAGUCUCACUGGAGGAAGCCUGGCCAGUGCACCUGUCAGUCUUAGUUAGGGAGGUGUGGCUUCUGUUUGUGUCAGUUCUAAAGAAGGAGGCGUGGCCUCUGAAAGAGGUGUGGCUUCUCUGCCCAUCAGUCUCAAUGAAGGAGGCAUGGCCUCUGUUCCUGACAGUCCUUACUCACACUUUUAUUAAACACUAAACCCAAGUGCCAGUUGGAUUCUAUUACUUUUGAUCCACUUACUGUGAAACUCAUCUUUCCAUCGAGAUUAAAGAGGAAGACGUGGAACAUGAGAUUCAUCAGAAUCAGCGAUUUAGCCUCGGUGUCCUCGGGUCUGAGCUGCUGGUUCAUUCCCUUCAGCCAAGACAUGUGAAGGUUUUACACACAGCCCGUGUGCUUCAUACAUUUUUUAAUAGAGUGCUAAACAUCCAGUGUGCUGACGCCCCCACCCUACCCCACCCCAUCCCCUCCCCUGCUUCACGUGGGACCGUGGCUCUUCGGGCAGGUCAAAGGUCAUGCACAGAAUGGUGCCCAACAUGGCCGCGCUGCUGUGUCUGAGCAGCCUGCUGCUGUCUCCGCUGCUCGGUGGCUCGCUUGCCUUGUCUCCACCUAGGUUCACCAAAGUUCCUGUAGACAUGAUUGGCGUCUCUGGAGGAGUGGUGUCCUUCGUAUGCCAGGCAACAGGGGACCCAAAGCCAAGAGUGACCUGGAAUAAAAAAGGAAAGCGUGUCAACUCCCAACGCAUCGAGACCAUAGAAUUUGAUGAAGGUGCAGGAGCUGUGCUCCGUAUCCAGCCUUUGAGGGCUCCACGAGACGAGAACAUCUAUGAGUGUGUGGCAGAGAACAGCGAAGGCGAGGUCAGCGUCCAGGCCAAGCUGACUAUCAUCAGAGAGGACCUGCUUCCUCCAGGCUUCCCCAACAUUGACAUGGGUCCCCAACUGAAGGUGGUAGAACGCACCCGCACAGCCAACAUGCUCUGCGCUGCGAGCGGUAACCCUGACCCUGAGAUCACCUGGUUCAAAGACUUCCUGCCUAUUGAUCCCAGUACGAGUAAUGGGCGGAUCAAACAACUCAGAUCAGGGGCCUUGCAGAUCGAGAACACCGAGGAGACGGAUCAGGGGAAGUACGAGUGCGUAGCGACUAAUGUGGAAGGCGUGCGCUACUCUUCCCCUGCCAACUUGUAUGUGCGAGUCCGGCGCGUGCCCCCUCGUUUCUCCAUCCUGCCCACAAAUCACGAGAUCAUGCCAGGCGGCAGCAUCAACAUCACCUGCGUGGCAGUGGGCUCACCCAUGCCUUAUGUCAAGUGGAUGCUUAACUCGGAGGACCUGACACCGGAGGAUGACAUGCCAGUCGGACGGAACGUUCUGGAGCUGAACAGUGUGCAUGAGUCAGCCAACUAUACCUGCGUGGCCAUGAGCAGUCUGGGCAUCAUCGAGGCUGUAUCCCAAGUCAUUGUUAAAUCCCUGCCCAAGCCUCCAGGUACACCAGUCGUUACUGAAACUACAGCCACCAGCAUCACCAUUACGUGGGACAGUGGCAACCCUGAGCCUGUUUCCUAUUACAUUAUUCAGUACCGUGCCAAAAUCCCAGACAGCAAGUUCGAGACCAUGGACUCCAUCACCACCACUCGCUAUAGUAUCGGCGGCCUCUCACCCAACACUGAGUAUGAGAUCCGUGUCUCGGCCGUGAACACCAUCGGCCAGGGUCCAGCCAGCGAACCAGUGGAAGCCAGGACAGGGGAGCAGGCUCCUGCCAGUCCUCCCCGGAACAUCCAGGCCAGGAUCAUCUCCCACAGCACAAUGAUGGUGCGCUGGGAAGAGCCAGAGGAGCCCAAUGGCCAAAUCAAGGGCUACCGUGUUUACUACACCAUGGACCCGUCUCAGCCUAUGAGCAUGUGGCAGAUCCACAAUGUGCAAGACAGCAUGAUCACGACAAUUCAGAACCUUGUAGCCUCCGAGACCUACACUAUCCGUGUAUUGGCUUUUACUUCAGUAGGCGACGGACCAUUUUCAGAUUCCAUUCACGUCAAAGUGCUGCAAGGAGUUCCUGGACAGCCAUCCAAGUUUCAGAUAGGCGAGGUGUCGGACACCAGCAUCGAGCUGACCUGGGAGCCAGCAUUCGACAAAGAGGGGAUCAUUAGCUAUGAGCUUCGUUAUAGAGAAGGCAGUCAAGGGAGUCAGGUCACAAAAUCAUUCAGCCCGACCUCGUCCUAUGUGGUGGAGGGUCUGCGAGCGAACACAGAGUAUUACUUCUCCCUGGCGGCUGUUUCAAACAAAGGCAUUGGUGCCUUCACCAACGAAAUCUCUCAGAAGACAUCACAAGCCAAGCCUUCCGCCCCCCCUCAGGAGGUUAAAUGCUCCAGCCCUAGCUCCACGUCUCUGCUGGUAAGUUGGCACCCCCCGCAUUCUGAGAGCCAGAAUGGCCCGCUGGUCGGGUACAUAGUGCGCUAUGCAGUGGCGGGGGGCGGAGCUGGGGUCGGGGUCGGAGCUGAGACCACGGAUGAGCUGCAGGCACCAGCCACCUCCACCGAGAUAACGCUGCAGCGACUGGAAAAGUGGACGCCGUACCGUGUGAGCGUGGCUGCAGCCACCGCUGUGGGCCCGGGACCGGAGAGUGUAGCACUCACGUGCCGCACUGACGAGGACGUUCCUGGUGCACCCCCUCGACGGGUGGAGGUGGAGGUGAUCAACUCCACUGCACUGAAGGUGAUGUGGCGCUCGCUGUUGCCCGGGCGACAGCACGGCCAGAUCCGUGGUUACCAGGUGCACUAUGUACGGGUGGAGAACGGCGAAGCACGUGGGCUCCCGCUCAUCAAGGAUGUAAUGUUGGCUGACGCCCAGUGGGAAACGGACGAUACGGCUGAAUACGAGAUGGUGAUCGGGGGCCUGCAGCCGGACACCACCUACUCCAUCACAGUGGCAGCCUACACCACCAAAGGCGAUGGAGCACGCAGCAAACCCAAACUGGUGGUGACCAAGGGAGCAGUGCCAGGCCCUCCCUCCCUCUGGGUCCAUCAGGACUCGGAGAGCUCAGCUGUGGUACGUUGGCUCCCUCCUGAGCUUCUUGCCCCGGGUCUGGAGCUCCUUGGUUAUCGCCUCCAGUUUGGCCGUAAAGAUGUCCCACCACUGGCGACGCUGGAGUUUGCACCAUAUGAGCAUGAGUUCUCUGUGUCUAACAUGCACCGGGGUGCCACCUACAUCUUCAAGAUUUCAGCCAAGUCGCGUUCUGGUUUCGGCGAGGAGGCCAAACAGGAGCUGAGCCUUGACGAAGAGGCGCCACACGGCUACCCACAGAUCAGCGACACUUCCAAUAUCACCUGCUGCUCAGUGCACCUCUCCUGGCUGCCUCCGGUUCUAGCCGAGCGCAACGGCGCUAUCACGGAGUACACGCUUGCGUACCAGGAAGCAGGCACAGCCAGCAUGCCUGUAGAGCUGCAUCUGCCAGCCACCGAGCACAGCUACACAUUGAACAGCCUCAAACCGGACUCUGUUUAUGACGUGAAAAUUCGUGCUCACACCAGCGUAGGUCCCGGGCCCUACAGCCCGACCGUCCAGUAUCGCACAGUGGCCCUCGUCACAGAUGUUCCUAAAAACUUCACAGUUAAGUUGGUCACCAAGACAACAGUGUUGCUGGCGUGGAAGUUUUCUGACAGCCGCUUCCCAUACCGCUGCAUGAUCGAAUACAACCGCCAGAAAGUGGACAUAGAUGCCCGCAUGACCAAAGCUCUCAUCACCAACCUGAGAGCCAACAGCACCUACGAGUUCCGCAUCACAUGCCUGGACAGCGGCGACGGAGGCCCCAGACACCGGCUUGUGGCUCGCACCGCUCCCUCCAUCCUCACCAACAAACCAGAGCUGGACGUGAAGAGAGAACCGGACAACACCGUCACCAUCAUCCUCCCUCAGCUUGAGACCAGGGACAUGAUCAAGUCUGUCUAUGUGGUAGUAGUUCCUCUGAAGAAAGGAAGAGGGCCGAUAAGACACAUCAAGAGCCCUGAUGAAAUGGAUCUGGAGGAGCUGUUGAGGGACGGGAAUGUGAAGCAGAGACACACACGGACAACCCGACAGCUGCGCCAGGUAGACGUGAAGAAGCCGUACAUCGCCGCCAGCUUCAAACCCAACUCUGUGCCCCCAACCUUCACACUGGGCAACCAGAUGGUCUACAACGGCUAUGAGAACCGCGCUCUGGAGCCGGGACAGGACUACGUCUUCUUCAUCCUGGCUGAGCUCAACUCCACCAGUGCGAAAAUGUUUGUGGCCACCCCUUACUCUGACCCCAUCAUGGCCCCCGAUGUGGACCCCCAACCCGUGGAGACGGGUGGAGACGGCCUCAUCUGGGUAGUGGGACCCGUCCUGGCCGUGGUCUUCAUCAUCUGCAUCGUCAUCGCCAUUCUGCUCUAUAAAAACAGCAAAAGGAAGGAAUCAGAGCCACGCACCAAAUGUCUGCUCAACAACGCUGAGAUCACACCACACCAUCCCACCGACCCUGUGGAGAUGAGACGCAUCAACUUCCAGACUCCAGAUUCGGGUCUGAGCAGCCCUCUAAGCGAAGCCACUUUUGACUAUGAAAGAAUGAUGAACCAUCCACCCAUCCCCAUCACAGAGCUGGCAGAACACACCGAGCUGCUCAAAGCCAACGACAACCUGAAACUCUCGCAGGAAUACGAGUCCAUCGAUCCAGGACAGCAGUUCACCUGGGAGCACUCCAACCUGGAGGUCAACAAACCCAAGAACCGCUACGCCAACGUCAUCGCCUAUGACCACUCCCGUGUCAUUCUGGCUCCAAUUGAAGGCAUCGCUGGCAGCGACUACAUCAACGCUAACUACAUCGACGGCUACAGGAAGCAGAACGCCUACAUCGCCACACAAGGCCCGCUGCCAGAGACAUUCGGAGAUUUCUGGAGGAUGGUGUGGGAGCAGAGAGCAGCUACCGUCGUCAUGAUGACUCGGUUAGAGGAGAAGUCACGGAUUAAGUGUGAUCAGUACUGGCCGAGCCGAGGGACAGAGACGUACGGCAUGACCCAGGUCACCCUGCUGGACACCAUCGAGCUGGCCACCUUCUGCGUACGCACCUUCUCCUUACACAAGAAUGGUUCUAGUGAAAAGCGUGAGGUACGUCAGUUCCAGUUCACAGCAUGGCCGGAUCAUGGCGUGCCCGAGUACCCGACGCCCUUCUUGGCAUUCCUGAGGCGGGUAAAGACCUGCAACCCACCUGACGCAGGGCCCAUCAUCGCCCAUUGCAGCGCUGGUGUGGGUCGCACCGGCUGCUUCAUCGUCAUCGACGCCAUGCUGGAGCGCAUCAAACACGAGAAGACGGUGGACAUCUACGGUCACGUGACGCUGAUGCGCGCCCAGAGGAACUACAUGGUGCAGACGGAGGAUCAGUACAGCUUCAUCCACGACGCCCUGCUGGAGGCGGUCGCCUGCGGCAACACGGAGGUCCCUGCCCGCAGCCUCUUCUCCUACAUCCAGAAACUGGCUCAGGUGGAGGCCGGAGAGCACGUCACUGGAAUGGAGCUGGAGUUCAAGAGACUGGCCAACUCCAAGGCCCAUACGUCUAGGUUUAUAAGUGCCAACCUGCCCUGUAACAAAUUUAAGAACCGUCUGGUGAACAUCAUGCCGUAUGAGACUACCCGAGUGUGCCUUCAGCCAAUCAGAGGGCUAGAGGGCUCCGACUACAUCAACGCCAGCUUCAUCGACGGAUACAGGCAGCAGAAGGCCUACAUAGCCACCCAGGGCCCAUUAGCUGAGACUACGGAGGACUUCUGGCGCAUGCUGUGGGAGAACAACUCCACCAUCGUGGUGAUGCUCACAAAGCUGAGGGAGAUGGGCAGAGAAAAGUGCCAUCAGUACUGGCCAGCAGAGCGCUCUGCUCGCUAUCAGUACUUUGUGGUGGACCCCAUGGCUGAGUACAACAUGCCCCAGUACAUCCUCCGAGAGUUUAAAGUCACAGACGCAAGGGAUGGACAGUCUCGGACUGUGCGGCAGUUCCAGUUCACUGAUUGGCCAGAGCAGGGAGUCCCCAAAUCCGGCGAAGGUUUCAUCGACUUCAUCGGCCAAGUGCAUAAAACCAAGGAGCAGUUUGGCCAGGACGGUCCCAUCUCUGUCCACUGCAGUGCUGGUGUGGGGCGGACCGGAGUCUUCAUCACGCUCAGUAUCGUGCUGGAGCGGAUGCGCUACGAGGGCGUAGUGGACAUCUUCCAGACGGUCAAAAUGCUGAGAACCCAGCGGCCAGCCAUGGUGCAGACCGAGGACGAGUACCAGUUUUGCUACCAGGCAGCUCUUGAGUACCUAGGAAGCUUUGAUCACUAUGCAACGUAAAAAGCCAUCUCCUUCCCCCCUGCCCAGCGCCCCCUCUACAGCCUCCUGAGCCAUAGGAACCUGCUUGAAUCAAUUGAAACAGUGACAACUAUACAAAAAAAAAAACAUCCAACAUAAGAAAAAAAAAAAAAAAAGAAAUAAACCCUGUUGUGAAAUAAAAACAAAACUACAGUGUGCAUUUGGCAACGGAUUCCAGAACCAUCAUCAAAAAAGUGCGAUCCUAAUUAGACAGAGCCCAUGCCGAGGCAGAUGGAAGGAUCCGCUCAGAAACCAACUCCCUGUACGUCCUCAAUCAUGAGACAGAACCAAAAGUAUUGGCUCAGGCCGCGGGGUGGGAAUGAUCUAUAAGUCGGACCGCUUACUUUACCUCAAGUGUUCUGAUAUGGAGAAUAUUAUUAAUCUAUCUGUGGAAGUAUAUCUCCAAACCAAUCCUGUAAAGAUACAACAAAAAAAAUCAGCGAGUGAAGGAGGAGCUAAAGUUCUGCACACGCCCACACGUGUGUGUUUCAGCGAAUGAUCGAAGUGGAGGUGAUCACACUGAGACUGAUUGGUGAGGUGAUUGAGCUGAGAUCCUUCAGUGUUUACAGUGGGCACUUGCCAAUUCCGGAUGUUUCUUCACAUGGUGAUGGCAGCAGAAGGUGUUUCAGGGGCUGUGUUAGUGAAGUAGGCAGGAUUUUUAUCUACAGUCUCUACAAUCUCUACAGUCUCAUCCAUUUCAACACAUCAAGGCAACUCGUGUUCAUCUUAUAGAAAGCGCUAAUUCUCCAGAAGUCGUUUCGGUGCUUUUUGGGACAAGCUAGCCAAUAUCUUCACAACAUGCCAAUGUAGCUUCGUCUUGAAACCGUAUGGAGGCGACUGGAGCGUGACCCUGACAGUAUCUCCAGCCAGGAAAGUGAAGACCAAACGAUUCUCCACUGAGUUUUCUCUGGAUUGUAGUAUACGUUAUCUUUGACUGGUUUUCCCACUGCCAUGUGCCGUGUGGUUCAGAACCUGGUAGACAUGGACCACCACCACCACACGUGGAAUCAUGGGAUUGGUACUCCAAUGACCAACAUUCACCACGAUUCAUUACCUUGAAUCUGGAAAGGCUUUUCCUUAGACGAGAAAGACGCACUCUAGUCUUGUGUGACCAACCCAACAACAUGAACAACAAUGAAAGAUCUCAGACGUUCCUGACAGCAGUCUACACCACGACGACUGCUCUCAGGGCUCCCUGAACACUUUUAAGGCCCGUCAUUUCAUCACGGCUUCACUGACCAAUCGCGAUAAAUCUGCAUACGUAAACAACAUCGACAAACAGAAAAACGGAGGUACGACUUAACGUGCGCAUCUCAGAACUUUUAAUUAAGACUUAAACAUAUAUGUGUGUGACAGGAAGAGAGGAAACUUCUCUUCCGUCACUCUCUGCAUAGGUCAAAAUGGUGUGUGUGUGUGUGUGUGUGUGUGUGUGUGUGUGUGUGUGUGUGUGUGUACGUACGUACUGGAGAAUGCUUGAACGGCGGAGCUUUCAGAUUAGUGUGCAACGGAAGAUACUGAUUGCGCUGUGGAAGGAGCCGUGUGUAGUCUUUUCUUAUUUCCAAAAAAGCCUUAUCGUUGUUGUAACAUUAUACAAAAUGACAUUGUUGUAUUAUUAUUACAAUUAACAUAAUUUCACUUUAAUUUUAUCUGUUUAGUUUUGUAACAUACAGAUACUGUACUCAUUUUUAGGAGGAGAAAAAGAGCUGGUUUUGUUCAUAUUAUGUUAAAAGACAUUCUAUUUUUUCACUAUAGAAUUGUGGAAUGUGGUUGUGUGUGUAUAUUUAUGCACACACACUAACAUACACAGUAUAUUUAAAUGCAAAAUACAAAGAUGUAUCCAAAUCUUAGUAUGGUUAGUAUUUUUCCUGUAUUUUUAUUUCACUCAUGAACAUGUAUUCAUUUGUAUGAAGUUUUUUUUUUUUUUUUAUCAUGAUUUGGAGAAAUGCAGCUUGGCCUCGUUCUUUUGCUCAGAAAGGUAUGAACUCGUAGAUUUGACCUUUAUUCUUAUUAUCAUUAUUAGUAGUGUGUAGUAUGAGGUAAAAGUAUUAAAUUUUAUUUUUUUUUGUUUUUAAAAAAGGAGUAGGAUUUCUUAACAUUGACUUGAACAUUAACUUUUUAUUUCUACAUUUUUAAUAUUCAUGAACUAUACCCAAUGUUUCACCUCUCUUGUGAAAAUUUCAUUUUUACAAUUUUUUUAUUUUACAUUAUCGUUGUUUUUUUACUUUUGAAAUCACAAGACUGAUCAUCGGCUUGUUAUGUAUGGAUCCUGAAUAUGACAUGUAAAUAAACAAAUCUAGAUUAUAUGUAUUUGUAUAAUUUGACCCACAUGUUUUCUGUCUGAAUAAUUAUGAAUUUUAAAAUGAAAAAAAAAACAAGCUGUCCAGCUUUCUCUGAGGAACUUGGUGUUGUAGUAACAACCUUCUCCACCUCUGAUCCCUUCACUUUCACUCUUUUUUUUUUUUAUAUUUAAAAUAUUUUUCUUUUUUUCCAGACGAGCUCUGACUGUCCACCCCAGUGAGCUCAGCAGUCAUGAGGUUUCUUUUUUGCUCGUAUGUAACUGCUUGAAGCUGAUUCUACAUUGCAUUAACAGUUUUCUGUUCCCCUUUGAAUAAAAUAAAUUAUGUUUGGAUAAUGAACCUGGGAAGGGCUCGUGUGCUUGGUGCAUACACUCGAACAUGACAUAAUGGAGUGACUGCACAAAUUCGCCUUGAACGAAUGUGAAUUCACUGGUGUGUGGAAUCACAUCACAGCCAGUGCGAUGGGUUUAGUGGGACUCGUCUCUCAGCACUGCCCAUUUACUUCAUUCUUCCAUUUUAACCACUGCAGGCUGAAUUACAGAGCUUUCAGUUUGUGCACGUGCAUACUAUUAUGUUUUUAUUUUUUAUUCUUUUUCCCGGAAAUCAUUCUUUCUUGCUAAAGUUUGGAAGGAGAGAGAAUUCUGGAAUCUGGAAAUUCCAGCGCUGCCUUGGGAACUGGAGUUCGACUUGUUUCUCCACAAGAUGCUCUUCUAUACGAACUGAUACACUUAUCUCUGGAGCUCCUAAUAAAAAUGGCGGAAAUCUUGGACGCUUAAGGAAUGUUAGGACUUUUUGACCUAGUGUUCGGAUCCCUGAUCUCUGAUGACAUCGGCCAAACGUCUGACAUGAGAAGUCAGAUUGAUUAGGGAAAAUACCGACUCCGACUCCACUAAACAUAUAAAAGCGAGCGUAUUGACAAAAAAAAAGAAACAAAAAAAAAGAAGAAAAGCCAAAAUUCAAAAGUGAAAAUGUUUGUCUUUGUACGAAAGCCAAGUGAUACUGCUUUCAAACUGUUACUUCUAACGGAAACAAUAAUUGGUUUAAAAACCACUGUGUAUGUAGAUAUGUUGACUUUGUAUUAAAGAAAUGUUGUCUGAG
Molecule: messenger RNA, 12131 nt
Organism: Pangasianodon hypophthalmus (striped catfish)
Lineage: Eukaryota; Metazoa; Chordata; Actinopteri; Siluriformes; Pangasiidae
Gene: ptprsa
Product: protein tyrosine phosphatase receptor type Sa
Exons: 35
Coding region: 2914-8718 (1934 amino acids)
Biological process (GO): protein dephosphorylation
Molecular function (GO): protein tyrosine phosphatase activity; protein binding
Source: RefSeq, a predicted model, not a curated record